Molecule: messenger RNA, 1191 nt
Organism: Styela clava
Lineage: Eukaryota; Metazoa; Chordata; Ascidiacea; Stolidobranchia; Styelidae
Source: RefSeq, a predicted model, not a curated record
AUGUUUAAGCCAACAAAGCAACCAGAGGAAACAUGCGCCGACAAUCAGAAAAAAUAUCCCAUUGUGCCAACAGAAGGAAGGAAAGGCCAAAUAAAAUCAAUGGAAUGUACAACACCGCUUGAAAUUGAGCCUCAACUUGAUUUAACUAAAGAAAUGCACGAUUACAACGUUACAUGGUAUUUAAACUGCACUGAACUUCAUCCAAAAAGGCGCCCGGAUGUAUACCAUAUGAUGGGAUCAAAACUCACUAUAUCGUCGUUGGACUUCAGCAUAGUUGGAAUAUAUUCUUGUAAAAUAACAUACAAUGGACAUACGAGGCACCCGAUAGCAUUUAGUCUAUGUGCUAAACCACCUACCCAGACUAGCAAGCCCACGAUACGUUGUCCAAAAUUGGUGAAAGCAAAAAUUGGGGAAUCAGUAAAAAUAUCUUGUAACGUUAGUGUGGGAUACAGUGCCGUAAGCACAUUUGCGAUGGAAGGAUCUUGGCAGCAGAUUAAUCGAAAUAAAACAUAUUCUUGUUCACAUGCUGGCAUUUCAACGAUGCACGGAUGGAAGGAGAAAGCCCAAUGCUACAGUAAUGUAUCGCAAGAACACAACGAUAGGUGCUAUCUUUAUGAACCAACUGUUCGCGAGAAAGAACCUAUUGAAAACAUCUUACAAAUGACACUUGAAAUAAGAGACAUACAGCCUGAUGAUUUUGGAGAAAUCAGUGUCAGUUACACAUAUUUCGAGGAAAACGCUACCGACAAAAUAAACCUAGAUUACCAAAGUAGAAUCAUCUUGUCUGGAUACAUGUACACUGUUAUUGUAUUAUCUAUUGUAGUUGGUAUAUUACUUGUUAUUUUACUCUUCAUCAUGUUUAGAAGAUUGUUAAACGGGCAUCACCAGAACCAUAUUACUAGCAUCAUUACUUACCAUAACCACUGUCUUUACUCAUAGUUUCAAAAAACAAAGUUUUCGAAAUAUCACAAACUUUACCAAGUAUAUACGGUGUGUUAAAAUAAAGCAAUACAUUUAAUAUAUCCUUAUCGGGCAUGGUAUUGAGUACUUUACGAAACAAAAAAUCAUUAUCCGUUGAGAAAGUUGUAGUUAAUUAAUAUUUUCGAUUUAUUAUUCUGAUAUACUUUAUAGAUUUUAUAUCAGAUAUUGUGUUUUUCCUACAGUGAUAACGAAUUUGCAAGAUUGCAAAGA